UCUCCUUGCUUCCAUUCCCGCCCACCAAGGCACCAACCACCAAAAGCCAGCAAAAUUAGCAAAGAUUGCAAAUAGAAGACUAGUAGUUUCUAGUUCCGACUCCAAAUUUCCAGCUGUCUCUAUCCUCUUAACAAAAGCUGCCCGUUCCCCCUCCAUUCUGCCCUCAACAAUCAAACAACUCAGAAAUCUCUUUCAAGAAUUUUCAGUUUUCUGUUCUCUGUAUAUUCCUCAUAAACCACACUAAAACUCAACUCAGGAAUCCCUCAAGUUUCAUCCGAUUUCAAGAAGAACCCAUCAUUCUUCACAUUCCGCAGCAUUAGAAGAUCACUUUUUUUCAGCCCCCUUUUCAUCGUCGCUAAGGACGUAUUUUUGCUGAGUAUUGAAUCAUGAAUCCUGACAAGUUCACUCACAAGACUAAUGAGGCCCUUGCUGGGGCUCAUGAGCUGGCAAUGAAUGCUGGGCAUGCUCAAUUCACCCCACUUCAUAUUGCAGCUUCCUUGAUAUCUGAUCCUAACGGGAUUUUCCGGCAAGCAAUUAGCAAUGCCGGGGGAGGUGAGGAGGCUGCAAAUUCGUCUGAGAGGGUUAUUAAUCAGGCGAUGAAGAAGCUCCCUUCCCAAACACCUCCCCCUGAUGAAGUCCCAGCGAGUACUUCACUGAUUAAGGUGAUUAGACGUGCACAGGCGUUGCAAAAGUCUCGUGGUGAUACACAUUUAGCCGUUGAUCAGUUGAUAUUGGGCCUACUGGAGGAUUCUCAAAUUGGAGACCUUUUGAAAGAAGCCGGGGUUAGUGUUGCUAGAGUUAAAUCAGAAGUGGAGAAGCUUCGCGGUAAGGUAGGGAAGAAGGUGGAAAGUGCCUCUGGAGACGCUACAUUCCAAGCUUUGAAGACUUAUGGUCGAGAUCUUGUUGAAUUGGCUGGAAAGCUCGAUCCUGUCAUUGGAAGGGAUGAUGAAAUUCGAAGGGUGGUUAGGAUUCUUUCGAGGAGGACUAAGAAUAAUCCAGUGCUUAUUGGUGAGCCCGGGGUGGGUAAAACUGCUGUGGUUGAAGGUCUAGCCCAGAGGAUUGUUAGAGGUGAUGUUCCGAGUAAUCUGGCUGAUGUGAGGCUUAUAGCAUUGGAUAUGGGAGCAUUGAUUGCCGGAGCAAAAUAUAGGGGUGAGUUCGAGGAGAGGUUGAAGGCUGUACUGAAGGAAGUUGAAGAGGCUGAAGGAAAAGUUAUACUCUUCAUCGAUGAAAUUCACCUUGUCUUGGGUGCUGGUAGGACUGAAGGGUCUAUGGAUGCUGCAAAUCUCUUCAAGCCAAUGCUUGCCAGGGGCCAAUUAAGAUGCAUUGGUGCCACUACUUUGGAAGAGUAUAGGAAGUAUGUGGAAAAAGAUGCUGCAUUCGAGAGGCGUUUUCAGCAAGUUUAUGUAGCUGAGCCUAGUGUUGCUGAUACUAUAAGCAUUCUCCGUGGUUUGAAGGAGAAAUAUGAAGGGCAUCAUGGUGUUCGAAUCCAAGAUCGGGCUCUUGUUGUUGCAGCUCAACUCUCUUCUAGAUAUAUAACAGGCCGACAUUUACCUGACAAGGCAAUUGACUUGGUUGAUGAGGCUUGUGCCAAUGUACGAGUUCAACUGGAUAGUCAACCAGAAGAAAUUGAUAGUUUGGAGCGGAAGAGAAUUCAGUUGGAGGUUGAACUCCAUGCUCUUGAAAAGGAAAAGGAUAAAGCCAGCAAAGCGCGGCUUGUUGAAGUGAAAAGGGAACUUGAUGACUUGAGAGACAAGCUUCAGCCACUGAUGAUGAAAUACAAUAAAGAAAAGGAAAGGAUUGAUGAGCUCCGACGACUUAAGCAAAAGCGGGACGAGCUCUUGUACGCAUUACAGGAAGCUGAAAGAAGAUAUGACCUUGCUCGGGCAGCUGACUUGAGGUAUGGCGCAAUACAGGAAGUCGAGGCUGCUAUAGCAAGGCUUGAAGCCGACACGGAUGAAGGUGGAAUGCUGACGGAGACUGUUGGACCAGAUCAAAUUGCAGAGGUUGUGAGUCGCUGGACUGGCAUACCCAUCACACGUCUUGGCCAAAAUGAGAAAGAAAGGCUGAUUGGACUUGCGGAGAGGUUGCACCAAAGAGUGGUAGGUCAAGACCAGGCAGUUAGCGCUGUUGCAGAAGCUGUCCUGAGAUCAAGGGCUGGAUUAGGAAGACCACAACAGCCAACUGGCUCAUUCCUCUUUUUGGGUCCAACUGGUGUUGGAAAGACUGAACUUGCCAAGGCUCUUGCUGAACAACUCUUCGAUGAUGACAAACUUAUGAUAAGGAUUGACAUGUCUGAGUACAUGGAACAACACUCAGUUGCUCGCUUGAUUGGAGCUCCACCUGGGUAUGUUGGUCAUGAGGAAGGUGGACAACUCACAGAAGCAGUGAGGAGGCGGCCUUAUAGUGUUAUCCUGUUUGAUGAAGUUGAAAAGGCACACCCCACAGUGUUCAACACUCUGCUUCAGGUUUUGGAUGAUGGAAGACUAACAGAUGGUCAAGGCCGAACAGUUGAUUUCACAAACACUGUCAUUAUCAUGACUUCAAAUCUUGGGGCAGAGUAUCUCUUAAGAGGAUUGAUGGGCAAGUGCACAAUUGAAAAGGCGCGUGAAAUGGUAUUGGAAGAGGUGAGGAAGCAUUUCAAGCCAGAACUAUUAAACAGACUUGAUGAGAUCGUGGUCUUCGAUCCUCUUUCGCAUGAGCAAUUGAGGAAAGUUUGCAGGCUUCAGUUGAAAGACGUUGCUAGCCGCUUGGCUGAGAGGGGCAUUGCUUUGGGCGUAACAGAAGCAGCGUUGGAUGUCAUAUUGGCUGAGAGUUACGAUCCUGUUUACGGUGCAAGACCUAUUAGAAGAUGGUUGGAGAAGAAGCUGGUGACAGAGCUGUCUAAGAUGCUUAUCAAGGGAGAGAUAGAUGAGAAUUCAACUGUAUACAUCGAUGUUGCCUACAAUGGGAAAGAGCUAGUGUAUCAUGUGGAAAACAAUGGAGGCCUGGUGAAUGCCACCACUGGGCAAAAGUCAGAUAUACUGAUUGAAAUUCCCAAUGGGCCUAAUAGAACUGGUGCUGCUCAAGCUGUAAAGAAAAUGAAGAUUGAAGAAAUGGAUGAUGAUGAUGAGAUGGAUGAGUAGUUUGUUGUGGUUGGCUAUUUUCUGAUAUAACGUGUGAGGCAAAAAAAAAAAAAAAAAAUCAGUUUUCUUGCUCAAUUUUGAUAAUCAGUAGCAGCUUAAUUGUUACUGAUUCUUGCGUUCCAGGCGUCCUUGUCAAGUGUUUGCAUAAUUAAAAGAUGGGGGGUUUUUCCCCCAUCUCUGCUUUUUGAGGAAAUAAAGUUGUAAAUAGCUAAGCACCUCCUCUAAUUGUGUUGUACCUUCCUAAUUGUGAAAAUACAAGCCUUGUUAAAUACAUUUUCAAUAUUACAGUUUUUUGGCUCGUAUCA
Messenger RNA from Coffea arabica (coffee), 3427 nucleotides. Its product is annotated as chaperone protein ClpB1. The record is from RefSeq and is a predicted model, not a curated record. Gene Ontology annotation, molecular function: ATP hydrolysis activity; ATP binding. Gene Ontology annotation, cellular component: cytoplasm. Lineage: Eukaryota; Viridiplantae; Streptophyta; Magnoliopsida; Gentianales; Rubiaceae. Gene Ontology annotation, biological process: cellular response to heat.